AUGCGCUGGUUGGCGCUUGUAGCCGCCACACGAGUGCAGAGAGAAAAGUAUCCUCACGCGUUUAGGGUGCCUCAAAGAGUUCUGAACUCCGAGGGCAUGACGCUCAAGCCACGCCAGGUGAUCUGUUCUACCCUGGAGGAUGGCGAGGAGGUCAUCAUCGAGCUCAGACAAGGCGCUGCUAUUGUGGAGGAGGAUGUCGAUGCACUAGAGUGGUCGGAAGAAGCAUAUGGCCCACAAGCCAACCUGAUGGAGUGCAAGUUUAGGUGGAAGGUUGGCGGGCAGCAAGACUUCCCCAAGUACGUGCGUGGUGAGUACGUAGUCGCACCUCGUUGGCAGGGGGUGUAUCCGCAGAAGGACUAUGGCGGUCCCUUCGAGAUACAGAUCAUCCCUGUUGACAUUGGGCCCGAUGAGGUGGACUGGAUUGCUUCGAGGAAAGCGCCGCCUGGCAGCUGCACAUACAGGUUUGUCAUGAAGAAUGACUACGAGUCCAUCUGCAAGGCGGACCCAGAAACUUUGACUUCUGAUGGUCUUGCACACUACAUAGAGUUUCAGUGGGACGUGCCAAUUGCGCCGGAGCCAUAUCCGGAGAUUGACAGCCGACCGUCCACAGCCUCUUCCAGAGAUGGAGCACAAGUAGACCCCAGAUUCGAACAGGACUGGGAGGCCCUACGGCUGAAGUGGGUGGAGUCGUUCAUGAAGGUACGUGUCAAGGAUGUGCUAACGGAGUUCUACGCCAUUCUGAUCGACCUGUUCGACUCGUACGCGUUCAUGGGCUUGGAUCUGUCGGCAAGCCAGCACACCAUAGGUAUGGAUGACUGGAAGCACCUGGUCAUCAACUGUGGUCUGCUUGAGGGUCAAGCAGAAGGCUCACUCAGCUGGUCGCAGGUUUGCACUUGGUUUGAGGAAGCUGCAGGGAUCCGAGACGGCAGGCCAUACUUGGCUCAGCGACUGACCCGCGCCCACUACCUGGAGCUGCUGAUGCGGACUGCCUCCUGGACAAUGUGCGAGCAGCCUCGGGAGAAGUAUGCCCCAGAGAAAGGGAGGCCGCCCAUGCCCUUGGAUGAGGGUCUCUUCCGUUUCAUCACGGAUAUACUCAUCCCAGUCAUGGACAUCUAUGAUGAUGAUCCCAUCCGAAAAGAUGCAGUCCAGCAUGAAAAUCUAGUGGUUAUUCAGGAGAACCGACGGUCCAUCCGAUCAAUAUACGCUUUCUUGGCACAGCCAUGGCCGUAUUAUCAGGGAGAGCGUGUUUUAGUUCCGGCUACACUAAAGUACGUCCUGGAGUUCGCUCACGAGAAGCUGUCGGAAGCUAGUGGCGAGGCUGCACCUCCAGCAGAGGGUGCCGAGGGCGAAGCUCCAAAGCCCGUCAGCGUGGACAUGGCUGCCAUUUUCGGCGGAGAGGAGCACCUGGACCUUGAACAACUUCAGGCAAUCCUGGAAAGCUUCGACUCUCAUGUCAGCAAGAUCACGGCGAAUCACCCAGAAGAGUUCGAUCAACGAGCGCUACUUUUUUGGGAGUUCUUCGAGGUGGUCAUGGAAUCCUCCCGGGGCCUGGCAUCCGGCCUAGGGACGCCCCUGGACAAGGCGAUUCCGGCCUAUGUGCAAACCAUGCUCGCCUUCAUGGGACUGGUUGACAGAGACGAAGCUGCCCUCCCUCCACCACCGGUUCAGGGCAUGGAAGGGGCAGAUGAUGAAGCCCUUGGCGACGUAGAAGACGAGUGA
This is a messenger RNA of Symbiodinium pilosum, 1719 nucleotides long. The record is from the annotation of a GenBank genome assembly. NCBI's taxonomy places the organism in Eukaryota, Dinophyceae, Suessiales, Symbiodiniaceae.